AGGGAGGUGGCAGCAGCAUCAUCAAUCUUCAUUCUACUGCCAAUGCCAAUGCCAUGGCAUUACGUCCUCCAUCACCCAUCCAUGGACGAUGCUCGAUAAUCGACAGUACAGAUUCCUUCUCUCUCCAUGACAACAUCAAUAAUCCAUCAUCAUCAUUGUACAUAAUAACGUACAAGCCGCCAUCAUCAUCAUCUCAUCAUCAUUGUGUUUAUCGUAUAUGAGAUGAGAUGGUAAUUGGUCUGGAGGCUGUUUGAUCUCGCGGCAUAUCACAGUCAAAGGGCGCAGGCAGGGAGUUAGCUUCCAGACAGCAGGUGAGAGGAAGCACGGUGAGCCGCUUUUGCAUGUGAAAGGCGUCGUGCCGACCACUGGCUGCUGCCAACACACUACUCCUAGUCUUCUCCUCAUUCAUCCCCCCACUGUUCCUCUAUCUCUCUUUUUCCUCUCCUCCCCUUUUAUCUUCUCCCCUGCUUGUCACCACCCACGUCUCGUCGUUUCUGCCGUUUAUAUAAAGAUCUCAACACUCCCUCAUGGCCUGCCCUUCUUAACACCGGUCUCCACCAGCUUUUCUUUGUACCUUUUCUUCAUCAGAACCUCCUUUCCUUCUCCAGGGAAAAGAGUAGAUCUCCUGAGAUAAUGAUGGCCCCUGAGGGUCGGUCAGAGCAAGAAGAGCACGGCUCUGGGGUUCUUCUUCUUCCUCCUUCUCCUUCUGCUGCUGCUACUGCUGAUAGGCCAGAAGGUGUUUGUAGCACCGGCGACGAGUCUGGUCAUUACAAUCCACAUCCGUCGUCCAUAGAUGGCAUGGAUUCAACCAUUACACCUCCUGCUGCCACCGCUGCUCGCGUCCAACCUCGACCAGACCCCCAGCAGCAGCAACCACCGGCACCAUUGUCUGUUAACGGUGGCCGUUCUUUGGUUUUCUGUCAGCCCCUGCAUCCUAUAACACUGAAGUUUGAGGACGUGGGGUACAAGCUGAAGGUGAGUUCGGGCAAUGGCUGUUCAUGCUUCCCUGGUAAUUACACCAAGGUGCAGAAGACCAUACUCGAAGGAAUGAGCGGGAUGGUGAGGCCAGGGGAGGUCAUGGCCAUGUUGGGGCCCUCGGGAAGUGGGAAGACCACUCUUCUCACCGCCUUGGCGGGCAGGCUUCAACAGCAGGAGCAGGGGAAGGUCACUGGGUGUAUCACCUACAAUGGGCAGUCAUUCUCUGGCUCUGUCAAGAGAAUGACGGGCUACGUCAGCCAGGACGACGUGCUCUACCCUCAUCUCACUGUCUCGGAGACAUUGGUCUUCUCUGCCCUGCUCAGGCUCCCCAAUUCGCUGAGCAGAGAGGUGAGGAUGGAGCAGGCAGAGACGGUCCUCCAAGAGCUCGGCCUCACCAAGUGCAGGAACAGCAUUAUUGGGGGACCCCUGCUGAGGGGAGUCUCCGGUGGGGAGCGGAAGAGGGUCAGCAUCGGGCAGGAGAUGCUCAUUAAUCCAAGCCUUCUGCUGCUGGACGAGCCUACCUCCGGCAUGGACUCCACAACAGCACAGAGGAUCAUGUCUACUCUGCAACGCCUAGCAAGAGGAGGAAGGACAGUGGUUACCACCAUUCACCAACCGUCCAGCAAAUUGUACCACAUGUUUGACAGGAUUCUGCUCCUGUGUGAAGGCUGCUGCAUAUAUAGCGGCAACACCUCGGAAGCCAUGGACUAUUUCUCUUUUCUUGGAUUUGCUCCAUCGGUUGUCAUGAAUCCUGCUGACUUCUUGCUUGAUCUUGCAAAUGGUGUUCUGCCGGAUAUGAACAUGACUGCAGCAGGCUUGAGUGCCAUGGAACACCUUGAUCACAACGCUGGUUCUGCCAUUAAGCAAUUACUCAUCUCAUCAUAUAAAAAGAAUCUUGCACCUGCCCUGAGGGAUGACCUUCAUAACAGCUACGUCUGCGACCAACAUCUCUCUUCUGCUACUACCGUCAAUAAGCAAAGUCUUAGGGGCGGCUGGAGCACAAGCUGGUGGGAGCAGUUCAGUGUGCUGCUGACAAGGAGCAUGAAGGAAAGGAGGCAUGAAUCCUUCAGUGGCCUGAGGAUUUUCCAGGUGCUGUCCGUCUCAGUUCUCUGCGGCCUCAUGUGGUGGCAUUCCAAAGUUUCCAACGUUCAAGAUCAGGUGGGCCUUCUCUUCUUCUUCUCCAUCUUCUGGGGUUUCUUCCCAAUGUUCAACGCCGUCUUCACCUUCCCUCAAGAGAGGCCCAUGCUGGUGAAAGAGCGCCAUUCCAGAAUGUACCGUCUCUCUGCCUACUUUCUAGCUAGAACCGUCGGCGACCUCCCCAUGGAACUGGUCCUUCCAUCGCUGUUCGUGACCAUAACCUACUGGAUGGGAGGACUCAGGCCUACUGUGCCGGCCUUCUUGCUCACCCUCCUGGUCAUGCUCUAUAAUGUCUUGGUCUCUCAAGGCGUGGGCCUAGCUCUUGGUGCUGUACUCAUGGACACCAAGCAGGGCGCGACCUUGGCUUCGGUAUUGAUGAUGGCCUUUCUUCUAGCUGGUGGCUACUACGUUCAGCAUGUGCCUCCCUUCGUCUCUUGGCUCAAGUACUUCUCCUACAGCUACUACUGCUACAAACUGCUGCUUGGUGUUCAAUACUCCGAAGACGACACCUACCUCUGUGGUUGGUCGCCAUCAAAAGGGAGCAUUCUCUGCAGAGUUGCAGACUACCCGGCUGUUAAGCAUAUGGGGCUCGACCACAAGGGGCUGGACGUGGCUGCUUUGACUGCAAUGCUUCUUGGCUACAGGCUCAUUGCUUAUGCUGCUCUUAGAAUGGGCAGGGUCGGCCGCUGCUAACGAUCUUUGCAACAUUGACUUGGAAAUCUUUAUUUAUCAAACGAAAAUGGAUUCAUGCAAAAGAGAAUCUUGUAAUUUUAAGUAUAUGCGAAAGUAACGCUUGAGCG
Messenger RNA from Nymphaea colorata (pocket water lily), 2915 nucleotides. Its product is annotated as ABC transporter G family member 21-like. NCBI's taxonomy places the organism in Eukaryota, Viridiplantae, Streptophyta, Magnoliopsida, Nymphaeales, Nymphaeaceae. The transcript is spliced from 5 exons. The record is from RefSeq and is a predicted model, not a curated record. Bases 634 to 2808 code for a protein of 724 amino acids. Gene Ontology annotation, cellular component: membrane. Gene Ontology annotation, molecular function: ABC-type transporter activity; ATP binding; ATP hydrolysis activity.